Messenger RNA from Sorex araneus (European shrew), 1976 nucleotides. RefSeq names its product enkurin domain containing 1 (gene ENKD1). Lineage: Eukaryota; Metazoa; Chordata; Mammalia; Eulipotyphla; Soricidae. The record is from RefSeq and is a predicted model, not a curated record. Bases 299 to 1423 code for a protein of 374 amino acids. Gene Ontology annotation, cellular component: cytoplasmic microtubule. The transcript is spliced from 6 exons.
UGACCUCAGGAACGAAAACGGCUGUUGCCUAGCAACAGCAAGCCCGCCGGGGUUUUGCAGCAGCAAGCGGGAAAACCACUCGGGUAAGCCCCCUGCCCCGCGCCCAGGUGCCGAGGGCCAGGGACGCGGGGGAACGCGGCGGAGAGGCGGGUUGGGGCCGAGGUGGCGGGAGCCGCGAGCGCCGACCGUGAGCGGGAGGCGGGACAGGACCGCGGCGCCUGGUGCAGGGGCGAGUCGAGGCCGGAGCUCACCGGACCCCGAAGUGCAGCAGGACGGGCCUCGGCGCCGCGAAGGAGACAUGUGCGAGGGCCCGUCGCGCAUCUCGGGGCCCAUCCCCCCAGACCCUUCGCUCUGCCCCGACUACUACUACCGGCGACCGGCUUCCGCCCAAGGGCGCCUGGAGGGAAACGCGCUGAAGCUGGACUUGCUGACGUGGGACCGCGAUCCGGCCAGCGCCUCUCCCCGAGGCCCUCGCAUCGCCGCGGGGGCGCGAGAGAUCCAGGAGCGGGGUCGGCAGGGCGUGGGGGGCGUGCUGCUGCAAUUUGGCGGCAUCUCCUUAGGCCCCGGGGCCUCUCCCAAGAGGAAGGACCCGAAAGACCACGAGAAGGAGAACUUGAAGCGGAUCAGGGAGAUCCAGAGGCGAUUUCGUGAGCAGGAGCGCAGCAGGGAGCAGGGCCAGCCCAGGCCCCUGAAGGCACUGUGGCGCUCGCCCAAGUACGACAAAGUGGAGUCCCGGGUCAAGGCCCUUCUGCAGGAGCCCGGCCCUGCCUCUGGGACAGAGCCUGCCCACUUCCUGCGGGCACACUCCCGCUGUGGCCCUGGGCUCCCUCCACCCCGUGCUCCCAGUCCUCAGCCCAACCCACAAGGUGCCAACGCCAAGGGGCCCAGCCUAGGGGUCGACUUCAUUAGCCACAAUGCCCGCGCUGCCAAGAGAGCCCCCCGGCGUCAUUCCCGAUCGCUGCAGGUCCUCGCACAGGUGCUGGAGCAGAAGCGGCAAGCCCAGGAGCGCUACAACACCACACAGAAGGGCCAACUGCCCCACUACUUGUUGGAGCGCAGGGAUCUCUGGCGGCGGGAGGCAGAGGCCCGCCAGCAAAGCCAGCCAGACCCUGCCAUGCCCCCUGGCCACACGCGCAUGCCCGAGAGCCAGCGGCUGGAGACACUGGACAGUUUACUCCGGAGUGAGUAUUGGGCCGCGGGGGGUACCCCACCGGGGACCACGCACCCUGGCCUAGCCUUCACUGUGCCUGGGUUUCCUGUAGGCCAGAAGCAGCUCCUGCGUGAGCUGGUGCUCCUGCCAGCCGGGGCAGACUCGCUGAGGGCUCAGGGCCACCGCGCUGAGCUGGACCGGAAGCUGGUGCAGAUUGAAGAGGCUAUCAAGAUCUUCUCCCGUCCCAAAGUUUUUGUGAAGAUGGAUGCCUGAGCCCCUCUGUGGACGUCCCUAGGGGCCUCCUUCUGGAGGAUCACCCACUGGCUGCAAAGGGCAUGUUCAGCCGUGUCAGAGUGGGGUGUCACUCCUGUCCAAAGAGAGUAGCAGUGGGGUGUCAGUAUCCCCACACAUGCUUCCUGCUAUGGCGACUGCAGAACAGGAGACUGGCACAGCCUCGUCAUCUCUGUGUCAAAAUUAAACCUUUUGUACGCGGUGCAUUGGUUUCCAUAAGAGUUUGUCUUACAUUCAAAAUGUAGUGCACUCGGGGCUGGACAGAUAGCACAGCGGGUAGGGCGUUUGCCUUGCAUGCGGCUGACCUGGGUUCAAUUCCCAGCAUCCCAUAUGGUCCCCUGAGCACUGCCAGGAGUAAUUCCUUAGUGCAAAGCCAGGAGGAACCCCUGUGCAUCGCCAGGUGUGACCAAAAAAGAAAAAAAAAGAAAAAAAAAAGUAGUGCACUCAUUGAACGCAAGAGCCCCGAGUCUGAUCCCACAUGGUCCCCUGAGGACUGUAGCUGUGACCCAGAAAUGAAGGGGGAGGUUUUCUUACU